Messenger RNA from Macrosiphum euphorbiae (potato aphid), 972 nucleotides. Lineage: Eukaryota; Metazoa; Arthropoda; Insecta; Hemiptera; Aphididae. The record is from the annotation of a GenBank genome assembly.
AUGUUUGCAAAAGUCAGUGUGCUGUGUGUGGUCCUGAUAGCCACGGCUAUAGCCAGUUCACUCCCAGUAGACGAAAAUGAAGAUCUACUACCUACAAUUGUACCGGACGUUGGCGAUUCACUGACGUCUGAGCAAACAACGAAACAUACACCUACCGUUUCUCUGGGAUUGGUACAUGCCUUUGUUGCAUCACUUUCUGUGAUAAUUGUCUCGGAGUUGGGCGACAAAACAUUUUUCAUUGCCGCUAUUAUGGCCAUGCGACAUUCAAGAAUUACAGUAUUCACAGGUGCUAUAUCUGCUCUUGCACUUAUGACUGUCUUAUCAGUUUUAUUUGGAUAUGCAGCAACAGUUAUACCUCGAGCGUACACAUAUUACAUAUCAACAGCUUUGUUUGCUGUGUUUGGACUUAAAAUGUUAAGAGAAGGUUUCAAAAUGUCUCCUAAUGAAGGACAAGAUGAACUUGAAGAAGUACAAGCAAAUUUACGACGAAAAGAUGAUGAGAACAAGAAGAAUAAUAAAGAUGCGUCUCCAGUCACCGAGAAAGACGAUAAAUCGCCUGCGGUUAUGCCAUCCGUGGUUGAAACUAUCAACGUGACUGUUGACAAUAGUACUGACUUUAAGGAUGCUGACAUUGAACAACAGGCUCCAAAAAGAUGUCGAUUACGAUUCGGUAGUAAGAGUUUGUUGAUUGUGUCAAAAACUCUGAUUCAAGCUUUUACAAUGACAUUCCUCGCAGAAUGGGGAGACCGUAGUCAAUUAGCCACUAUAAUUUUGGCAGCUAGAGAAGAUGCUUAUGGUGUUGCACUUGGAGGAGUCUUAGGACAUUCUUUAUGUACCGGAUUAGCUGUUAUCGGUGGUCGUUUCAUUGCUCAAAAAAUAUCUGUUCGAACUGUAACUAUUGUGGGCGGGGUUGUAUUUAUAAUGUUUGCUGUGACUGCAUUAAUGUUUGAUCCAAAUGAAGGAGAAACGUAG